GGGGACACCGGGAGCACCAGGAUGCGGGGGUUGGUGGCGCUGCUGGCGGCGCUGAGCUGCGCGGCCCCGGCGGGGCGGGCGGCGGCUCCCGGAGGUGUCCUCAGCUCCAACGCCAUCAAGGGAGCCCCCCCCGGGGGGGCGGCCGAAGCCAGCGCCGCCCCCGCACCCCCCUUCGACGGCAGCAACAAGGCCCCGCCGGCCGCCACCCGGCAGCCUUUCCCGUGCGCAGAGGACGAGGACUGCGGUCCCGAGGAGUUCUGCGGGGGAGCGGCCCGCGGCGGGGGAGCCCCGCUGUGYCUCGGCUGCCGGCGCCGCCGCAAGCGCUGCCUGCGCGAUGCCAUGUGCUGCCCGGGCAUGACCUGCAGCAACGGUCUCUGCACGCCCCCGGAGCCGCCCCACGGAGCCGCUGAGCCGGAGGAGAUGGGCACUGAGGCGCUGCCCCGACGGACGCCCGCUCCCGCCUGGCUCCCCACGGUCAAAGGCGAGGAGGGCGAUUUCUGCCUGCGCUCGUCCGACUGCGCUGCCGGGCUGUGCUGCGCCCGCCACUUCUGGUCCAAGAUCUGCAAGCCCGUGCUGCGGGAGGGGCAGGUGUGUACCCGGCACCGGCGGAAAGGCACCCACGGCCUGGAGAUCUUCCAGCGCUGCCACUGCGCCGAGGGGCUGUCGUGCCGGCCGCAGCGGGAGCACGGCCCCGCAGACCCGUCCCGCCUGCACACCUGCCAGCGGCACUGAGCCCGGCUCCACAGGCUCCGGCCCCGCCGGAGCGAAGGCUGUUUCUCAAGGGAACUACUUCGAAGCGACUUCUUGCAGUACGUUACUGUGUUGUGAAUACUCGAGCUGGCACUUAGCUGUACAUAAAGCCGGGACUUUUUAAAUUACGACGAAUGACUUUUUCGUGAYUUUUAAUGAGUUGUUGUUUUGCGUUUGUCCGAGGGCGCUGCCUGACGCCCUUCAAGCCGUGACUGUGACUUUGUACACACUGGGUUUUUCRUUCUGGCUCGAAGGGGCGCCACCGCAUGAACUCUUCUUUCAAUCCACCCCGAGCUGCCCGUGCGGCUGC
Malurus melanocephalus (red-backed fairy wren) is the source of this 1060-nucleotide messenger RNA. It is a transcript of the gene DKK1, whose product is annotated as dickkopf WNT signaling pathway inhibitor 1. The record is from RefSeq and is a predicted model, not a curated record. Gene Ontology annotation, molecular function: receptor antagonist activity; co-receptor binding. NCBI's taxonomy places the organism in Eukaryota, Metazoa, Chordata, Aves, Passeriformes, Maluridae. Gene Ontology annotation, biological process: multicellular organism development; negative regulation of canonical Wnt signaling pathway. Bases 22 to 732 code for a protein of 236 amino acids. The transcript is spliced from 4 exons. Gene Ontology annotation, cellular component: extracellular region.